Colletotrichum chrysophilum is the source of this 1215-nucleotide messenger RNA. RefSeq lists its product as uncharacterized. The record is from RefSeq and is a predicted model, not a curated record. Gene Ontology annotation, molecular function: oxidoreductase activity. Lineage: Eukaryota; Fungi; Ascomycota; Sordariomycetes; Glomerellales; Glomerellaceae. The coding region runs from base 1 to 1215 and encodes 404 amino acids. The transcript has 7 exons.
AUGAGGAUCAGCUCCAUCGUCUCUACGGCCAUCCUGGCGUCGUCUGCCUGGGGUCUCCCGACGGUCCAGCCCCGCGACGAUCUCGCCGCCGACGAGGCCCGGUUCUCCAAUCUCACGGAGAGCAUCAAGGCUGACGUGCUCAAGUCGCUGGACGAGCGUGAGGAGAAGCUUCGCAAGCGCGGCGAGACGGCCUCCUGCACGGCGAGGAACCUGGUCUUCCGCCGCGAGUACGGUUCUCUGUCCCAGGAAGAGAGGCUUGCGUACGUCAACGCGGUCAAGUGUCUCCAGCAGUUGCCCGCGCACACGCCGGCGAAUGUUUCUGCGGGUGCACGGUCGCGGUUUGAUGACUUUGUUGUCAUUCACAUUCAGUCGACUCUGUUCAUUCACUACACGGGCAACUUUAUGCCAUGGCAUCGCUGGUUCGUCCACCUGUACGAGAAGGCAUUGAGGGAUGAAUGUGGUUAUACUGGCUACCAGCCGUACUGGGAUUGGCCGAAGUACGCUUCGGCUCCCGAGAAGUCUCCCAUUUUCAACGGAGACCCGUACAGCCUCGGCGGCAACGGGGACUACGUGCCCCAUGAUGGCCCCGUGAUCACCCCGCCCGACGGAGUCGGCGGCGGCAACAUCCAGCUGCCUGCUGGCGUCGGAGGUGGCUUCGUGACCACCGGUCCUUUCGCCAACAUGACUGUCAAUCUCGGCCCCGUCGGUGGUCUGGAAGGAACGGCCGCCGGCCCGGAUGGCGGUCUCGGCUACAACCCCCGCGGACUGAAGAGAGAUGUCGGACCUGCCAUGAACCAGAGAUACGCCAACUACACCACUGUGCUCAACUUGCUUCUGAAGCCCAAUAUUUCCGAGUACCGCCUUCUUUCCGAGGGCGUCCCCUACACAAUCGAGAUUGGCCCUCACGGAGGCAUGCACUACGCGAUCAGCGGUGAUCCGGGCGCCGACUUGUUCACCUCUCCCGGCGACCCUGCUUUUUGGGUGCACCACGGCAUGAUGGAUCGCAUGUGGACCCUCUGGCAAGCGAUCGACCCAGUCAACCGCCACAAGGACCUCAACGGAGGAGACUAUGGGCACCUGACCUGGGCUAACGAGCCACCUUCCAACAAGACUCAGCUUACCGAUGUUAUUGACAUGGGAUAUGCUGGCCCGAAUAUCCAGAUCCAAAAUGUCAUGGAUACGCUCUCCGGCCCCUUCUGCUACUUCUACCUUUGA